This is a messenger RNA of Haliotis rubra (blacklip abalone), 549 nucleotides long. RefSeq lists its product as uncharacterized. Lineage: Eukaryota; Metazoa; Mollusca; Gastropoda; Lepetellida; Haliotidae. Gene Ontology annotation, biological process: DNA integration. The transcript is spliced from 2 exons. Gene Ontology annotation, molecular function: nucleic acid binding. The record is from RefSeq and is a predicted model, not a curated record. Bases 1 to 549 code for a protein of 182 amino acids.
AUGGCAAACAGUAUGGAUACAGAUGCAUUUCUGAAUGCAUUCUUUAGGAUGGUGAACAGAAGAGGGCUACCAUCUGAAGUCAUUUCUGACAAUGGGACGAACUUUGUCGGAGCUGUCAGGGAACUGAAGCAACUGCUUGAUGCAUUAGAUAAAGGAACCAUAACUCGGUCUUUGGCCAACAGGGGAAUCAAAUGGCACUUUAAUCCACCUUAUGUGCCACACUUUGGUGGAGUGUUCGAAACUAUGAUCAAGUCCGCCAAACGUGCCAUAUUUGCUAUUUUAAGCACCAGUGAUGUUACAGAUGAGGAACUUGGCACCGUUUUCACAGGUGCAGAAGCGCUGAUAAACUCACGUCCACUAACGUAUCAAAGUGCUCAUCCUCUCGAUGUCAACCCCCUCACACCGAAUCAUUUCCUCCAUGGACAGAUAGGAGGGAUGUUUGCACCAGAGUCGACAGACGAGACGGAUUACCACCCCAGGAAGAGAUGGAGACGACUUCAGGAGCUAGUAUCAGUGAACUUUGAACAUUUCAGUGUGGACUAUUACUGA